AUUAACAUUUAUUUUAAGUAGUUUUAAGAAACCCCCGCCUUCCCGGUGCCUUCCCCAGCGUCUGUGCAUUCUGAUUUCGGCGAUGGCGAAGGGAUCAGCGCCGGACGUAACGCAGCUGACGCUGCUGAUCGAUCAGUUGGAGCGCCACUGCUUGGCUGCCGAUGGAUCUCUCGUCGCCAAAUCCACCUACUACGAUCUCCAACUCGCAAGAGAGGAAAUGUCGAGAGAACGACUGCGUUAUUUGGAAGCAAUGGCAAUUUACUGUGAGGCAGUUGGAAUGGUGGAGGAGUAUCAACAAGCUGUUUCAGUCGCUAACCUUGGAGGGAUCCGAGAUGUUCAGGUCUUAUACCCACAGCUCGGCUUGAAGAACUUUCCUCAGGUUUAUGAGUCUCUUGAGCACCGGUUGGUUGUGGCAGAAGCAGCUCAAAGAUUGAGGCUUCCUCUUAUUUCCAAAGAUGGUGAGAUUCAUGAGGAAGAGAUAGAAAAAUGGAGUCUAAUGUCCCGAAGCUCCCUUGAUAGCGCAAGUACUAGUGUCACUAUCAGUUCAAACUCUAACUCAACAAAUUAUGCUAGUGGUUCUGCCAUUAGCAGUGCCGGCAUGGCAAGUACUGUUACUGAUACAGUUGAACCAGGAGUUGGUGGUGUUCCUAAUCGUUUUCUUGGAAUAACACCAGCCUAUUUAUGGCAGACUCAGCUCCAACAAACACUGUCAUCCUUGGACAUGGCAGAUUACCAAAUGUCACUUUGCCGAGAGAUUGAGGCUCGCUUAAAAGCUAAAUGUGAUAAAUUAGCUGAUACCUUGGUGAUGGAUGGCAUGGAUUCUUCAUCCGGUAAUCAAAAUUUAAAUGCUCGGCUUCCAGAAAGGGUGAAGUUGAUUAUUGAGGAGAUUGAAAGAGAAGAAGCAGCUCUGCGGGAGGAUCUUUAUUCUGCAGACCGAAAAUUUGCAGAAUACUACAAUGUCUUGGAAUUGAUAUUUGGCGUACUUGUUAAGCUUGUCAAAGAUUUGAAAUUGCAGCAUCAACAUACAUACGAUGAACUGCAAAAAACUUGGCUGUGCAAACGAUGCGAGACCAUGAACGCAAAGCUGAGAGUUUUGGAGCACAUUCUCUUGUUUGAGACUUACACCAAGGAUUCAUUACCAGCUCUCAAUAAAAUAAGAAAAUAUCUUGUUGAGGCGACAGAAGAAGCUUCAAUUGCAUACAAUAAAGCUGUGACGCGUCUUCGUGAGUAUCAAGGUGUGGAUCCUCAUUUUGAUUCAAUUGCAAGGCAAUAUCAUGACGUUGUGAAGAAAUUGGAAAACAUGCAAUGGACCAUUCGCCAAGUUGAAAUGGACCUUAAACGUCUACCGGAUCAUCCGAUCACUUAAUUCUCUUCUUUAUUUUUUUCAAAUGCCAUUUGUUUAAUCUGCUAAUCCCUCAACCCUGCAGUGUAUAUAUAUAUAUAUAACAAUUUUUAUGCUGAAGCCAAUAGUCUUUCUUGUACAAUGGUAAUGAGGGACUGAAAAAAAAUUUUCGGAAAAAACUCAACUACCCUAAUAUUUUUUUUUUUUUCGCUUUUUUGUCUAAGUUGAAAUUAAUGACAUUUUCCCCUGCAUUAGGUUGGUUAAAACAUUUCAUUAGCAGGUAUUAAUUCUUUAAAACAUUCGGUUGGUCA
Molecule: messenger RNA, 1653 nt
Organism: Malania oleifera
Lineage: Eukaryota; Viridiplantae; Streptophyta; Magnoliopsida; Santalales; Ximeniaceae
Product: AUGMIN subunit 4-like
Exons: 13
Coding region: 83-1366 (427 amino acids)
Biological process (GO): spindle assembly
Cellular component (GO): HAUS complex
Molecular function (GO): microtubule minus-end binding
Source: RefSeq, a predicted model, not a curated record